AUGGGCCGCAGCAAAGCCGUUGUAGAAGACCUAUUAGACAACUUGCCAGGAGUGGUUCAUGUUCAGUCCUCUCCAUCACAGUCCCAACCCAAACCAAAAAGAGUGAAGAAGGCUAGGGCCAAGGCAAUAGUGACUCAGGUUGACUCUGAGGACACUGUGCCGAUCUCCAAGCUGGCUGAGAUCAAGAAGAGCUCAACUGCCGCCGAGAAGAGUCUUGCCGAGGCCGAGCCAUCCGACACCACUCGAUCGAAGAAGCCGAGGUCCAAGGCCACCGCAAACCGAAGUGCUUUCAAAGUCGAUGAGCCUUGGGUCCCUGCAAUCAUGGUUGGGGACCGACCAAUCAAGGCCAGCAAUAGUGCCAUCGACAGUAUCGAAGUCGGCGUCGCUCUCUCCACCGUCGUUCUUCUGCCUACCGAUCUAAAUCCCAUGGCAGAGAUCACCGAAUACAAGAAUUUUGCUUUAAUGAUGCAACACUCUGUUCUGACUAAGGAAGCUACUGGCUUCCUCUCUUCCCUCAACAACAUUGAGGCGAAGAUCAAAGGCUUGAUAGAUCAGGCUAAGGCUGCUAAAGCUGCCCAAGACACAGCCGAAGAAAGGGCUGACGCGGCGGAGGCUGUGGCCGAGGUGCUUAAAGUCGAGGCCAAGGAGGCCGAGGCCAAAACCACCGAUGCCAAAACCGUCGAGGUCAAGGCAGAGCUCCAGGAGGCUCUGGCUACUAAAGAGGUUGAGAUCAAAGUAGCUGACGAGAAGGCAUUCUCUGAGGGAGACAUAAACCAACUCCAAGUGCCUUUUCUUCCCUCUCCAAAAGACUCCGAGGACGAAGCCAAGGACGAGGACGUCGAGACUGACAAUGCUGAUGAAGAGGAGGCUGCUACUGGGGCCAAUCCACCACUCUGA
Camellia sinensis is the source of this 897-nucleotide messenger RNA. Lineage: Eukaryota; Viridiplantae; Streptophyta; Magnoliopsida; Ericales; Theaceae. The record is from RefSeq and is a predicted model, not a curated record.